CAUAAUCCACCUAUUUCAGUCAAACUAACCGAUUCUAAUUUCCUAAUAUGGGAACAGCAAGUAGAAGCUACAAUAUGGGGAUAUGGUCUUGAGUCAUAUCUCAUUGAAGACCGUGUAGAAAUUCCAGUGGCCAGUGCUUCCGCCACCGCGAUGUCUCCGGAAUAUUUGGCUUGGCGUCGCCAGGACCAACGUCUAGCAGCUUGGCUACUGUUUUCUCUCUCCAGAGUGCUUUGGUCUUGGUUGUGGGCCUAAAGACCACUAAGGCUAUCUGGAAUGCGUUGCAGACAAACUUCGCCAGUCAGUCGAAGGCGAAGAUAAUGCAAUUCAGGCUGCAACUUCAGAAUACCAAAAAGGAUAUGCUCCCAAUGCAGGAGUAUCUCAACAAGAUGAAGUCAUGUUGCGAUUUCUUAGGAUCGGCAGGUUGCAAGAUAUCUGAUGAGGAUCAGAUUCUCUACAUCCUUGGAGGUCUACCUCAAGACUACAAUCCAGUAAUUGUGUCGAUUUCGUCCAGAUGCGAACCUUGGACUGUACAAGAAGUAAGUGCACUUCUUUUGAGUUUUGAAUCCAGGCUUAGCAUGGAAGAAGGAAAAGUUGGCAGCAUGGAGGGGUCACAACCUUCACUUCAUUUGGCCCAGCAAGCUAUGCAGAAAAAGGACAGCACUAAUCCCACUAGAGGAGGUUUCAACAAUUCUGGCAGAGGAAAUUUCAAAUCCAACAGAGGAGGAAGAGGAGGAAGAAAUCUAUAUGGCAGUGGAAGACUUAUUUGCCAACUUUGUCAAAAACCAGGUCAUGGAGUUGACAAAUGCUGGUACAGAUAUGAAGCUAGUCCCUUACCUCAAGUUCCUCGAGGAAAUUCACAGCAGCAACAACAUUUCAACUCGAGUCCAUCGGCUCACUUGGUACAAACUAGAUCUCAAUCUGUUGUAACCUCUCAGUCAGUUGUAUGUACAGCUUUGAUGGAGCAAAUUCUACCACUUGGUUUCCUGAUUCUGGAGCUACCAAUCAUGUCUCCAAUGAUCUCAACAAUCUGAAUAUUAGCUCGAAGUACACAGGAGGUGUCCAAGAAAAUCGUGCUCCGAGGAACCUUUAACAAUGGUCUCUAUCAAUUUCUUGUUCACCAGCCUUCAAUCAAGCGAGGUCCUGACCUCAAUUUAUCUUUUGAUCAAGUGAAGACACCCACUGUGUGCUCCACAUCCUUGGGAUCUCCUGCAGUUUUUAGUUCUAGUUUGAAUCUUGCUUUAUGGCACAAUAGGCUAGGUCAUCCUACUCAUGAUGUAAUCAAGAAUGCACUCAACAGUUGUAAUAUUCCUUACACAUCAAUGAAAUCAAGCUUUCCUUGUCA
Salvia hispanica is the source of this 1342-nucleotide messenger RNA. The record is from RefSeq and is a predicted model, not a curated record. NCBI's taxonomy places the organism in Eukaryota, Viridiplantae, Streptophyta, Magnoliopsida, Lamiales, Lamiaceae.